Molecule: messenger RNA, 714 nt
Organism: Rotaria sordida
Lineage: Eukaryota; Metazoa; Rotifera; Eurotatoria; Philodinida; Philodinidae
Source: the annotation of a GenBank genome assembly
AUGUUUCGACGUCUAUUUGGUGAAUCAAAAUCAAAAGAUAAUAGUCAUCCAUUUUCAUCUUCUGGAUCUCAUACACGCAAUGUUGAUAAUCAAAAUCAAGAUGCUCUUCGAACAAUAAAUUAUCUACAACAAAGUGAAGAUUUGAUGGAUAAAAAAUUAGAAAAAAUUGAUGAAGAAAUUGCUGAUGUACAAAAUAAAGCUCGUCAAUGUUUAAAAAAAACAAAUCCAGAUCGUAUAGGUGCAAUACGUUUUAUUAAACGACGAAAACAACUUGAACAACAAAGAGAAAAAUUAUGGAAAAUGAAAGAAAAUAUUGUAUUAGUUAAUGAACAAGUUCAAGCAUCACAUUUUAAUCGACAAGUAACUGAUAGUUUAAAUAUUGGCCAACAACAUUUAAAACGUGCACAAAAAUCAAUGACAACAAAAAAAAUUGAACAAAUUAUUGAUAAUAUUACAGAACAAAUCGAUAUUUCAAAUGAUAUUAAUGAUUUAUUAGCUACACCAAUAGGAACAAAUGAUUUAAUUACAACUGAUUUGGAUCUUGAAAAUGAAUUAAAUUCUUUAAAUAAUGAAAUUCUUGCUGAAAAUAUGAUUCAAAUUAAUUUACCUACUGUUCAUUCAGGGCCAAUUAAAUUACCAAAUGAACACAAAUCAUCAUCAAUGAAUGAUAUUGAUAACCAAUUAGCAGAAUUACAACGUCUUACAACAGGAUAG